AAUGGUAAUAGUUGUUCCUUUGUGUGUAUGCUACUGGAAGAAAAGAAGGAAGAAACUAGAACAAAGCCAAGGCAUAGAACUAGAGAAGAUACCAGUAGAAAAACCAGCAGUUAGUUGUCCAGAUAUUAAUAAUAUAACAAAUGAUAAAGAAGCAGUCAAAAUGUCUGAAAAAGAACCUUUGUUACAUGUAACUGUAAAUGAUGAAACAGUAAACAGUGAAGAAGUAGAUAGCAAUGACAUUUUUGUGGGACCCGAUGGAGUCAUAAAGCAGUUAACAGAGGAAAUACCUAACUCCAGUGACCAGAAAACAGCUCUCAGUGUUGAAGGUUUGGAUAGUGAGGCAGUGACUGGUCAAGUCAUAAUACAGCGCGAAGAGCCAUCUCAACAAAGUGAUGUACAGAGUAUACCAUCACAUGAUUCUGCCAACUUAAACACUGCAGUAAAAACACAAAACUUUACAGUGUGUAAAGAUGAAUCUCCAGAAGUGAAAAAAAUAACUGUAGAAAAGCAGAAGAGCGAUCCAACUAACAUAAUACAAACGGCAGAGCCCUGUUCAAAUCCUAUUCAUAUAGUCCAAAUGGAAGAUCCCCCAGUUAUUUUUUUAGCUCCAGACUCUUCACCUCUGGUCUUUUCUAGUAACCCUCAGCCACCUCUGACCUUACCUAGUGACCCCCAGCCACCACAUUCUAUUGGUUCUCUAAGGAGUGAUGAAAAGUACUCACACUUGUCUCUUAGUUCUCUUGGAGAACAUGUAGUUCCACCAGACAGUGACUAUGGCACAGGAUCUUCAACAAAAAAUAAUUCCGCAACUUUAGUCUCGUUAGGAUCAUCAGGAAAUUAUACAGACUUGCAUUGGUCCUCAUUGCAAAGUAACGAGGGAAAUCUCAGACCAGGUCAGCCAAACAAGACAGUGGUCCCACCUCAGCAAGAAAGUCAACAGAACAUUAACAAUCCAAAAGUUGUUGCAAUUGUGUCACCUUUUAGAAGAGAUGAAAAAGGCACCUUGAAGAUUGUUGAUGAGGAACAGACUUAUUCCAAGACACCAUAGUUCAGGUCUGGUACAAUCAUUAGAUUUAGCUACGUAGCUUGACUUACCUACAUAGCUUUAUUUACCUACCUGGGGUAGCUUUAUUUAGCUACCAAAUCAAUUUAUUUCUACAAGAAAGCAUUUUUCUUAGGGUGUGCAGAAAAUAUGAUUUUGAUGCAGUGAUUAUUUUCAACUUUGAACUCAUCUGAAAACAACUCAUGAAAAAAUCCCUCUUGAAAAAAUGUCUUUUUCUGCGCAAUUGCAAUCAAAGUUCUGAAAGUUUUGGGGCUAUGUAUGACAAUUAGAACAGUUACUCCUUGGAUGAAAUGACUAAGAAGUCCAGCUCCGGUUAACAUGAUAAUAGGUCUGUAAUUAUUCAACACAAUGUGAAGUAAUCAUAUUCAGCCAUGCCUCACCACAUGCAUGAGAGAGGACAGUUAACCAAACAAUGGAAUUACAUGUUUUGCUCUAAAUUGUCCAAACGCAGCAAUGUAUAAACUAUCUCUGCUUUAGAAUGGAUUGUUUUUUAAGCCUCCCUAGUAUAAAUAUCAAUAGCCAUUUUAUUGCGACUUUUUGUCUCUUUCAAAUAAAAAGAAAACUUUUGAAAAGUUACAUUGAAAUAGCUAAAUAAAGCUACCUGAGGUAGGUAAAUAAAGCUACAUAGGUAAUUCUACCUACGUAGCUAAAUCUAGUGAUUGUACUGGACCUGUAGUUAGCUGUAGGUCAUCAACUUAAUAUAAACUUAUAUGUACAGAAUCUUUGAUACCUAUAUAAUGACAUUUUCUACUUGAGCUGGUGGGUAGAGGAUGAAAUCAUUCAGGGGAGCACUUAACUGGCUCGACAAAGAUUCCUGGAGGAUCAAUCUCAAACAGAUUUUGAGGGCAACAUUGAUUGUUAGCCUCCAAGGGAUGAAAUAUUGCACAAUGCAGAGCAGAUAUACAUGAUCAAUGUUCCGGAAAAGCGUUUCAAGGAUGUGUCGAUCAAACCCGCCAAAAAAUUUAAAGUUUUAAUAACUUUUAAAUGAAAUAAGAUUUUUAAUUAAUUUUUGUGUGAAAUGCUAAUAAAACAUAUAAGUCGUAAUAUUAUAGAGAAAGUAUUAAUUUCAAAUCUGUGUCCAAGUACCUUUAAUAUUAAUGUUCUACUGGUAAUUGUCAUGUUUUUUGGAAGUCAAGACAGUAUAUAUAUCAUAAUAUCACAAUUAAAUGACAUCUAAAACCAUAAAAUGUAGGAAAACUCAAUUUGACAGUCAAUAGUUAAAAUUACUGUAAAUCACUUUUUAUUCGCGAGAACUUUAUUUUCGCAUAAUUACGCAAGACUGUAUGCUCGCGAAAAAUUCAUUCUCGCGUAUAAUAGAAUUCCUUAAUAUUAUAUAGAGGGAUGACAACAGUUCGUGAAAAUUUGGUCUCGCUUAUAAAGAGUAAAG
This is a messenger RNA of Saccostrea cuccullata (small rock oyster), 2450 nucleotides long. RefSeq lists its product as uncharacterized. Lineage: Eukaryota; Metazoa; Mollusca; Bivalvia; Ostreida; Ostreidae. The coding region runs from base 2 to 1048 and encodes 348 amino acids. The record is from RefSeq and is a predicted model, not a curated record. The transcript is spliced from 5 exons.